Molecule: messenger RNA, 777 nt
Organism: Lachancea thermotolerans CBS 6340
Lineage: Eukaryota; Fungi; Ascomycota; Saccharomycetes; Saccharomycetales; Saccharomycetaceae
Gene: CIR1
Product: Cir1p
Exons: 1
Coding region: 1-777 (258 amino acids)
Cellular component (GO): cytosol
Molecular function (GO): electron transfer activity
Source: RefSeq, a predicted model, not a curated record
AUGAGCAAGUCACUUCGUAUUCUGGUUCCCGUCAAGCGGGUUAUUGACUAUGCUAUUAAACCCAGAAUCAACAAGGCUGGAACAGGAGUUGAGAAAACGGGUGUUAAGUUCAGUAUGAACCCGUUCGAUGACAUUGCCGUCGAAGAGGCAGUGCGCAUUAGAGAAAAGCACAAGAAGCUCGUGGAAAACAUCCACGCGGUUUCCAUUGGCCCUUUGAAGGCUCAAGACAUUCUGAGAACUGCAUUGGCCAAGGGUGCCGACACUUGUAGUCACGUCGACGUCAAAGAAGCCGAGCUAGAGCCUCUGGCAGUUGCAAAAAUCCUAAAAGAGAUGGUAGCAAAGCAGAAUGCGAACUUGGUCAUUCUAGGCAAGCAAAGUAUUGACGACGAUUGCAAUAACACAGGUCAGAUGUUGGCAGGACUACUGAACUGGCCACAGGCCACAUUCGCCGCCAAAGUUGAAAUAGACGAGGCUAAUAUGACCGCCAGAGUGACCCGUGAGAUUGACGGUGGUGAGGAGACCGUAAGUGCUCCACUGCCGCUAGUAGUCACCACUGACCUACGUCUAAACCAACCACGUUAUGCUACACUUCCUAACCUGAUGAAGGCCAAGAAGAAGCCUUUGGAAAAGCUAUCUCUAUCUGAUUUUAGCAAGGUGGACGCUGAGCCUAGACUCAAGGUCAUGAAGGUUGAAGAGCCUCCCACGCGUUCUGCGGGCAUCAAGGUCGGCUCGGUGGACGAACUGAUCGAAAAAUUGAAAGAAGUGAAGGCUAUCUAA